UCGCUGAGGGCCACGGGCCUGUCCUGUCAUUGGAGCUGAGAGCAGAAGCCCAGGGCGCCAAGAGCUGGGGUCUGCAGCAGCCUGUGCAGCUCCUGACCCUAAGCUUCCUGCAUCCUUGACCAUCCAGCAUUGGACUCAAAACUGGGCUGGACACGGAAGCAGAGAAGCCCAGAAAAGCAGAAGUGGGCACAGGGCAAUCACACCUUCAACGAGGAGGCUUGACCGUGUCCGCACGUAGGGCCUGGCGCUGCUGCAGGCUGGGUCUGUGCGGAGAAAUGACCCCGAGGAGGGGGGCCACAUGGCUGCUUCCAGCUCUGUUCCUUCUCCAGGUCCCAGGCUGUUUGUCUCUGAGCUGCCCCAGACACGUGACGGGCACCGUGGGGGGAUCGCUGAGCGUGCAGUGUCGGUACAAGAAAGAGUACACAGACCAUAACAAAUUCUGGUGCCAAGACCCGUGUUUGAUAUCGCUGGGGUCGAAGAUUGUGGAGACCACAGAGUCAGAGAGAGAAGUGAGGCGUGGCCGCGUGUCCAUCGAGGACCAUCCAGCAAACCUCACCUUCACAGUGACCUUGGAGAGCCUCACAGAGGGCGAUGAAGGCAAAUACAGAUGUGGGAUCCGUACACCAUGGAGAGAAAAACUUAUAGACCUCACCUUCGAGGUUGUGGUGUCUGUGUCCCCAGUACCCACCCUGAAGAUCGUCACAAGAACCCUGGGCCCUCCAAGCAUCUUUGGACCUCCAAGCACCCUGGUUCCUCCCUCCUCCCUGCCAACCACCACCGGGCCGAGUGUGACCAGCCAGGAGACGCCUGAUGCCACCCAACACUCUCGGUCCCUGCUCAGCAGUGUCCACUUCCUGCUCCUGGUCUUCCUGAAGGUGCCCCUGCUCCUGAGCAUGCUCAGUGCCGUCCUGUGGGUGAACCGGCCUCAGGGGAGGUCUGAGGGGAGGCAGAGUCAGCCCCGCUCUGAGAACCAGUGACACUUGCCCCGCUGUGGAUGGGAAGGACCUUCAGACCAAUCAAUCCAGUGUCAUUGUCCAUGAUUCUGUGGGAAUAGUCUGUGAACUGAUUAGAGAGUUUUUUUCUUGCAAUGUAUCCGACACACACAAAAGAUUCCUAAUAAAUGCAUACUUAUUAAGCCA
Molecule: messenger RNA, 1139 nt
Organism: Eptesicus fuscus (big brown bat)
Lineage: Eukaryota; Metazoa; Chordata; Mammalia; Chiroptera; Vespertilionidae
Product: CMRF35-like molecule 6
Exons: 4
Coding region: 276-977 (233 amino acids)
Cellular component (GO): plasma membrane
Molecular function (GO): transmembrane signaling receptor activity
Source: RefSeq, a predicted model, not a curated record